Molecule: messenger RNA, 1353 nt
Organism: Colletotrichum chrysophilum
Lineage: Eukaryota; Fungi; Ascomycota; Sordariomycetes; Glomerellales; Glomerellaceae
Exons: 1
Coding region: 1-1353 (450 amino acids)
Biological process (GO): maturation of SSU-rRNA; ribosomal small subunit biogenesis
Cellular component (GO): preribosome, small subunit precursor
Molecular function (GO): RNA endonuclease activity
Source: RefSeq, a predicted model, not a curated record
AUGUCUAUUGAAACGGCGCCCGCUCCAGCGGUCGCUAGCCCCGCGGCGACCCAAGAGCGCAAGCCCAUCCACACCCUCGUCCUCGAUACCGGUCCGUUGAUCAAGAACGACCCUCCCGUGAGCACUCUUCUCGCCCGGGCCGACGAACUGUUCAUGCUCCCUUCCAUCAUCGACGAGAUUCGCGACGUCAACACCCGCACCCGCGUCCAGACUACCCUCAUGCCCUUCGUCAAGCUGCGCAACCCGCGUCCCGACAGCAUCAAGUUCGUUACCAACUUUGCGCGCCGCACUGGAGAUCUCGAAGUUCUCAGCAGACCCGAUUUGCACCUGCUUGCUCUUACCUACGAGCUCGAUGUCGAGAAGAAUGGUGGCGACUCUAGACUUCGCAAGGACCCCAAUCAGCGCAUCCCCAACACCCCAAAGUCAGCCACCAGCGAUGCUGCCGAGGGUAAGCCUAACCAAGAGGUGUCCUCGGUCCAAGGCGAGACAGUCGAAGACGAGACUUCUACGGGGGUGAAGGGGAAUGCAGACAGCACCGAGACUGAGGCGACCGCAAGCGACGAGGCAACGCAAGCUCCGCCUGCGAUUGCGGAUGCGACGGACAUCACACAAGAGAUGGAGAAACUGGAAGUUCAAGAGGACAAGCCCAACGAGGAGCAAGCGGCGGUCGAAGAGAGUACCGCCGAAGCAGUCGUCGCAAAGGAAGACGCAUCGGACGACGAGGACGGCUGGAUCACGCCGUCCAACGUCAAGAAGCACAAGGAGAAGGACAGCAAGAGGCUCCAACCGACGGAGCCGGCAGUCGACGUCAAGGUGGGCAUUCUCACCUCUGACUAUGCCAUGCAGAACGUCGCCCUAAGAAUUGGGCUCAACCUGCUGUCGCCUGCCAUGUCGCGCAUUACACAGCUCAAGACCUGGGUUCUGCGUUGCCACGGCUGCUUCCAGGUCUGUAAAAAGAUGGACAAGCAGUUUUGCCCCAGCUGCGGACAAGCGACGCUCACGCGAACCUCGUGCACCACCGAGGAGGACGGCUCCUUCAAAAUCCACCUGAAGCGCAACUUCCAGUGGAACAACAGAGGCAAUGUCUUCAGCAUUCCCAAGCCGGUCGCUGGAACCUCCAGCGGCAAGCUGGCGAAACAUGCCGGCGGCAAGAACAAUUGGGGUACCAACCUCAUCUUUGCGGAGGACCAGAGGGAGUAUGAGAAGGCUGUUGGUGAAAACCGUCGCGCCCGUCGCAGGGACCUCAUGGACGAGGAUUACCUACCAAGCAUCCUGACGGGUGAUCGUACGAGCAACAACGGAAAGGUGCGGUUGGGCCCUGGAAGAAACGUGAACGGGCGCAAGAAGAGGUAG